Molecule: messenger RNA, 1262 nt
Organism: Nestor notabilis (Kea)
Lineage: Eukaryota; Metazoa; Chordata; Aves; Psittaciformes; Psittacidae
Gene: TMEM144
Product: transmembrane protein 144
Exons: 11
Coding region: 1-1074 (357 amino acids)
Biological process (GO): carbohydrate transmembrane transport
Cellular component (GO): membrane
Molecular function (GO): carbohydrate transmembrane transporter activity
Source: RefSeq, a predicted model, not a curated record
AUGAACAUUGAGAAAGCUUACAGUACCUUUAACAUCAGCAAUGGAACAAAUCUAGCUAUUGGCUUUACCUCGUCCACAGUAGCUGUCCUUCUAUUUGGGACAAACUUUGUGCCUGUUAAGAAAUUUGAUACUGGUGAUGGCAUGUUCUUUCAGUGGAUCCUCUGUGCCUCUAUAUGGAUAGUUUCUUUGGUGAUCAAUUUAAUCCAGAAUUGCCCUCGGUUUUGGCCUUUGGCUAUGGUUGGGGGUUUUGUGUGGGCUACAGGCAAUGUUACAGUUGUCCCUAUUGUUAAAACUAUUGGCUUAGCUCUUGGUCUUUUGGUAUGGGCUUCUUUUAAUUUGCUGACAGGUUGGGCAAGUUCAAGGUUUGGUUGGUUUGGAAUUGACCCAGAAGAGGUAUCAAGACCAAUCUUAAAUUAUAUUGGAGCUGGGCUUUCACUAUUAAGUGCUGUCAUAUUUCUUUUUAUAAAAACUGAAGUCCAGAGUUCUUCAACUUCAUUAGAAAGCACGCCGUUACUGAGAGAAAGUUCCAUUAAUGUUUCUGAAGAUAUCUCUGAUGAUUCAUGGGUGAACAGACUUUCUCCAGCAAAAAAGAGACUCAUAGGAUGUAGCCUAGCUGUAGUAGCUGGAAUACUCUACGGUUCCAGUUUUGUACCAGUACUUUACAUCAAGGACCAUGGAAGAAGAAAUGAAACUGUAUACGCAGGAGCAAGUCAAUUUGAUUUGGAUUAUGUUUUUGCACACUUCAGUGGAAUAUUUCUUACAAGUACUGUCUACUUUUUGAUCUACUGUGCAGUCAGGAAAAAUAAACCUAAUAUUUAUCCCCAAGCCAUAUUGCCAGGGUUUGUUUCUGGUGUGCUUUGGGCAAUAGCCAAUUGCUGCUGGUUCAUAGCCAAUCACUAUCUCAGUGCUGUGGUCAGCUUUCCAAUAAUUACUGCAGGUCCCGGCCUUGUUGCUUCAAUGUGGGGAGUCCUUGUAUUUAAAGAAAUCAAGGGACUGAAAAACUAUGUGUUACUCUCAGUAGCGUUUUGCAUCAUUAUGGCUGGAUCACUGUCUACGGCUUUUUCUAAAAUUUGAAAGGAUCUUCUAGACCAGUAGAUGGUGCUGCUGUUUAAUAUAAAGACAAUAUUGGUAUAUAUGUAGCAAUACAUAAUGAUUUUCAAAAUGAAUGUGCAACAUUUACCCUAACUUACUUCAGGCAAGUGAAAAAGAAAACCUUCACUCCCAUUUGGCAUGAAAAGCUGGAAAUGUUUGUUUCUGCAUUU